Molecule: messenger RNA, 1803 nt
Organism: Myripristis murdjan (pinecone soldierfish)
Lineage: Eukaryota; Metazoa; Chordata; Actinopteri; Holocentriformes; Holocentridae
Gene: ccno
Product: cyclin O
Exons: 3
Coding region: 184-1398 (404 amino acids)
Source: RefSeq, a predicted model, not a curated record
CUGUUGCCCCGGGCGCCUGGAGGAGACCAAGCUGUCGGAGCGGGGAAGACCCCGGGAAACGUGACGUCAGCACACGGAGCCCCCCACCACCAACACCGUCCCAGUGCGCUCUGUGAGUCUGGAGUCCACACAAAGUCGGCCGAUGUGGAGCAGAGAGUGUAAACCGGCUCAAGACACAAGAACAUGGUGUCAUUCGUGAACGGCGACGGUGGCUCCGAGGCACUUUACAAACGGAGGCGAACGAGCAGCGCCUCUCCGCCGACACAAGCGCGCACACCGGUCCAGCAGCAGCAGCAGCAGCAGACAACCAGGCACAGAAAACAGAAACUCAUGUCCAGGCUGAGCGACUCCGGUUUCGAGGAGGAUUUAUGGUCCCCGGUUGCAUCCCCGCCGGUUCGGACAGCUGUACCCCCGCCACGUACGAGCGAGAAGGAUGAAGCUGCUGUGGGAGAAUUGGCACACUGGUAUUGCCAUUAUGGAGAUAUCGGUUACAGGAUUCAGAAGGAAAAAGAAGCGCAGUUUCAUCCCUGCACAUGCUUGGCACGGCAGCCACAGGUGACCGCAGAGGCAAGGUGCAAGCUGGUCAGCUGGCUCAUCGCUGUACACAAACAUUUCCGCCUGUCCUUUGAGUGCUGCUGCCUGGCAGUGAAUAUCAUGGACAGGUUCCUGGCAUCCACACCAGUAGCGACUGACUGCUUCCAGCUUCUGGGUGUAACUGCACUCCUUCUAGCUUGUAAACAGGUGGAGGUGUUUUCACCACAGAUCAGCCAGCUCCUGUCUUUGUGCUGUGAUUCUUUCACCAAGGAGCAGCUGUGUAACCUUGAGUGUCUCAUCCUUCUCCGUCUCAAUUUCCGCCUUGCUGCCCCCACCCUUGCCUUCUUUCUGGACUACUACACCAACUGCAUGGAGGCCGCCCAGCUUGUAGCCAGUAGUGCAGGUGGUGACAGGUCAGCGAGGGGGAAUCCAGACACCCAAAGGCCCACACAGUGCAGCAAUCUUGCACGAAGGGUGUGUGAGUUGAGUUUAGCAGACUAUACCUUUAAUAAAUAUCCACCGUCGCUGACUGCUGGCUGCGCACUGAGGAUCGCCAGUGAGUUACUGAAGCCUGAGGAGCCAGCUGACCUGUCUGAAACACAUGCACCUAGUGUCAUCAACUCACAAGAGGACCAUUGCGACACUUUUAUAAUUGAACUGUUUGAUAAAAGCCAGUCAUUAACAGACAGUGCCUCUGCCCAAUCACUUGAAAGUCUUCAGCCAUCAGAGAAGGGCUCUGCGGCUCACGUCCGGUUGGUGGUUCAGGACAGCCACAGCUGCAGUCUGGCACAGGAAUGCAUAGAGAACCUGAAGUUGCUGGUGUCACUUAAUGAAGAGACAUUGCAAGAAAUGCAGACCACGUGAUCACCAGGUGUGCUAUUACCUGACUCUGAUGUAUGCAAAAUUAGACUCAAGUUUUUAAAUGGCAGAUUCCUCUUUAUUAUUAGUGUUAAAGUCUGUUAUUUUAACAAGCAGAAAAGUGUUGACAGAUAUCUCAUGUGCUUUUGUUUUAGGAGUGUGGUAUUCUUGAGAACGGUUUGACAGAGUCCUAUAUUCACAGAGCAUUAUGUAUACCUCAGACAGUCAAAAGUCAGUCAGAAUACUGAAUGUUUUGCAUUUUUGCAUUAUUGUUUUCUAUUUAUUAAGAGUGUUUUAUUGUUUAUCAGUGAAGCAUCUGUUUGAAUCUUAAUCAAUGAAUAUUUGAAACCCAAUUAUGUUGAUUUAUGACUGUAUUAUUAUUGUAUGCAAUGACUUGAAGCUCCUUGAAAA